Molecule: messenger RNA, 1342 nt
Organism: Anolis carolinensis (green anole)
Lineage: Eukaryota; Metazoa; Chordata; Lepidosauria; Squamata; Anolidae
Gene: psme2
Product: proteasome activator subunit 2
Exons: 11
Coding region: 161-880 (239 amino acids)
Biological process (GO): regulation of proteasomal protein catabolic process; positive regulation of endopeptidase activity; regulation of G1/S transition of mitotic cell cycle
Cellular component (GO): nucleoplasm; proteasome activator complex; cytoplasm
Molecular function (GO): endopeptidase activator activity
Source: RefSeq, a predicted model, not a curated record
UUUGAGGGCGGGGCAGGGAUCGCGUGGUGGGCGGAACGUGUGAAUGCGAAAGCGAAAGACGCGUCCAGAGGUGGCUCAGCAUUUGCAAAAAGAGUCUUUGUUUUUCCAUUUAUCUCCCUAACUUUGGCUUUGUCUCUCCCUGGAAAACCUGAGAAUCAGCAUGUCCAGGUCCUGCACCGCCCUCCAGAUCAGCAAGGAGACCCAAGGAAAGAUGGACCUUUUCCGCAAAUCCCUUUUAAAAGAGGGAGAAGAUUUCCUUUGCCGUUUUUUACCCACGAAAAUAUCGCAGUUGGACAAGCUCUUGAAGGAAGAUGCUCUGAAUGUCAAAGAUCUGGCUUCUCUCCGUGCUCCGCUGGAUAUCCCCAUUCCAGAUCCUCCUCCCAAAGAUGAUGAAAUGGAAACAGAGAAGGAAGAGAAAGAAGCUCCCAAAUGCGGCUACCUGAAGGGCAACGAAGCCAUCCUUUCGCUUCUGGAUCGCGUCAAACCCGAAGUGCGGGAGUUCAAGGAGAAAUGCGCCUUGGUCACAACCUGGAUUCAGUUCAUGAUUCCCAAAAUUGAAGACGGCAAUGAUUUUGGGGUGGCGGUUCAGGAGAAGGUACUUGAACGGAUCACGGCUCUGAAGACCAAGGCAGAAGCCUUCCAGACUGCCAUCGCCAAGUAUUACCUGGAACGUGGAGACGCAGUGGCCAAGGCCUCCAAGGACACUCAUGUGAUGGAUUAUCGCAGCCUUGUUCACGAACGGGAUGAAGCUAUCUACCGGGAAAUACAGACAGUGGUACUUGAUAUCCGUGGAUUUUAUGCCGAGCUGUACCACAACUUGAGCCAAAACCUGGAGAAGCUGACCAACCCUAAGGGCGAAGAAAAGCCAUCCAUGUAUUGAGGAUAGACUUCUUCACCAGAGAAACUUCUGUCAAAUUUAAAAAAGAUUAAAUACUGAGGUGGAAAGGAAAGGGCCGAUGAUGAAUUAAAUUAAAUACACUGGUAUCUGUUCCUGGAUUGGAGGAAAUUCCUAAACGAAUCAUGCUUUGAGUUUGGGUGCAUCUAAGCCCUGGGAGGAAAACUAUGCCUUAUUUUCCUACGGGAAGGUUUUCGCUUUCUAUGCUUUUCUUUGAUGCUAUCUAUUCAUACUCUGAAACCUGCCCUUGAAGAUUUCUUUCAUUGUAAUUGCAUUUCAAGCCAGUGUUUGAUCUCAAGGUCAGCCUGACCAAGACCUCAAUAAUAGCAAAGAUCUGGAACCCAGAUUAGGAUUAACUGCGUGUCCUAAAUUUCUGCACUUCAUGGUAGACACAUUGCUGUUUGAAAUGUCCAGAAGGUCCAGUAAUAAUAGUAUAUUUUUAAAAUG